AUGUCUGCGAACGAGAACUCGCCGGCGGUGGAGGCCGCGGCCGCCGCCGCCGCCUCGACGCCACGGUCGCGGCUGCCCCGGUGGACGCGGCACGAGACGCUGGUCCUGAUUCAGGCGAGGCGCGCCAUGGAGCGGCGCGGCCUGCCGCUGCCGGUGCGGCCGCGGCCCAAGUGGGCGGCGGUGUCGGCCUACUGCCGGCGCCACGGUGUGGAGCGCGGCCCCAUGCAGUGCCGGAAGCGGUGGGGCAACCUGUCCUGGGACCUCAAGAAGAUCGUCGUGUGGGAGGGCAAGGCCGCCGGCGCCGCGCCGCCGCAGCUGCACGAGUCCUUCUGGGACAUGCGCGGCGACCAGCGGCGCGCCAGGCAGCUGCCGUCGUCCUUCGACCGCGAGGUGUACGACGCGCUCGUCUGCGGCACGUCCGCCGCCGCCGCGCCGCCGGACUUGGGCGACGGGGAGCUGGAAGGGGUGUACGGGCAGCAGCCGCCCAUCAUGGUCACGCCCCUAUCAGCAAGGAAGUACGAGCCACAACCUGCCUCCUCUGAACACGAAUGCUCUGGUCCAGUGACGGAGAGCGACAAGAAGGCCGGCGCGGCGGCGUCGGACAAGAACUCGACGUCGCAGAACGACGGCGGCGGCGGCUUCAAGGACAGCGACGCGACGUUCGUGGCGGAAGCAGAGGGCGCCACCACGGCGACGCCGGCGGUGACGGUGAGCAUCGGGAAGCAGGUGAUCGAGGCCCUGGAGCGGGGCAACCGUGCGCUGGCGCAGCAGCUGGAGGCGCACAAGAGCAGCUGGCGCGCGGACAGGGAGCAGAGGGCGGCGCUCCUCGGCGCGCUGGACAGGCUCGCCGGCGCCGUCGCCAGGAUCGCCGACAAGCUCUGAGGAAAGGGAGCGCGGUCUGACGCUUCUGCUGCGUUGGCCGUGAGAAACAAGACCGAUAUACCAUCAGAUUAUUGUAGCUGUGAAUUACAAAUGGGCAACACUUGGACCUUGAUGAAA
This is a messenger RNA of Panicum virgatum (switchgrass), 999 nucleotides long. Its product is annotated as trihelix transcription factor ASR3-like. The record is from RefSeq and is a predicted model, not a curated record. The coding region runs from base 1 to 882 and encodes 293 amino acids. The transcript is spliced from 3 exons. Lineage: Eukaryota; Viridiplantae; Streptophyta; Magnoliopsida; Poales; Poaceae.